This is a messenger RNA of Cylicocyclus nassatus, 950 nucleotides long. Lineage: Eukaryota; Metazoa; Nematoda; Chromadorea; Rhabditida; Strongylidae. The record is from the annotation of a GenBank genome assembly.
AAUAGUUCCUCAGCAAUGAGCGCUAAGUUCUUCGUUACCGUCGCUUCUGGCGCUUCAGCGCUUGUGAUCGUCGCCAGUUUGAUCUGUGUUGGAAUGCUUUUCCAAGAUAUCAACAAUCUCUACGACGAUGUUAUGGAUGAUAUGCAAGAAUUCAAGAUGAUUGCCAAUGAAGCCUGGAAAGAGAUGGUCAUCCCAACCCCAUCAUCCAAGAUGAGCGACAUUGCCGGAACUAUCUUCGGACGUGACAAACGUGCUGCCGGUAGCUGCCAGUGCGGCUCUCAGCCUAACAACUGCCCACCGGGACCACCAGGACCACCAGGACCACCUGGAAAGCCUGGAGACGAUGGACCUAAGGGAGAUGAUGGAAAGCCAGGACUCCCCGGAAUUUCCCUAUUCUCACCCAAAGAAGUACCCGGCUGCAUUCAGUGCCCAGCCGGACCACCUGGACCACCAGGACCUGAUGGACCAGCCGGACCAGCCGGACCCGAUGGACAACCAGGAGCACCUGGAGCACCCGGUCAGAAUGGACAACCGGGACCAGCAGGACCGGUCGGAGAUGCUGGAGAGGCUGGACCAGCUGGACCAGCUGGAUCGCCUGGCGCACCAGGAAAGAAUGGACAACGCGGACGUGGAAAGCCAGGACCACAAGGACCCGCCGGACCUCAGGGACCACAGGGACAAGCCGGAGCACCUGGACAGCCUGGAGCACCUGGACAACCCGGAGCACCAGGACCUGCUGGACCAGCCGGUAACGAAGGACAGCCCGGAGCACCCGGACAAGAAGGACCCGCAGGAGGACCAGGACUUCCUGGAUCCGAUGCCGCCUACUGCCCAUGCCCACCACGUACCGCCAAUGUGGAAUCGAGCCCACAGUCUCAGGGUGGCUACAGACGCCGUUUCUCCAAGAUCUAAACGAUCUUCUAGACUUUACACACAUACCUCACUAGAAG